AUGACGGCAUUUAACUCAGAGAAGGAGGAAGGAGGUAGUUUCGAUAUAUCACAGGAAAUCAUAAAGUCCUCAUAUGAAGGCGAGAUAGAUCCUCGAGCAUAUCUUUCCAGAAGGUCCAGUGAGCACAGACUUCCUCCGAUUGAAAUGCCAGGAUAUUCACCAUAUCCAUUGCCAAUGUGGUUCCCACAAUAUGACCCCACCCAUCCUGAUGCUAGCAUGGGAUUCAUACCAGAUCAGAUGAUGUAUGGGGGGUAUUAUAUUUCUCCUUUUGCAGGGUACAAUAAUUUCCAGCUUGACCGGUUCAGCAAUUCAUCCUCAGCGUCGGUGAAAUCAAAUAGUUCACCAACUCGGUCGUCACUGAAGUCAGACGAUGUCUCUGACACAACCAGUACGAAAUCGCAGACGAAAAAUGAGCAGAUUUUCCCACCAGAACCGCUGACAGAUGUCAGAGAAUUUCCUGAGUGGAUGAAGAAGUUUGCUUCUUUCUUGGAACAAUACGGCCUAAAGGAUAUUGUCCCCGAUAAACUGGUGUCAGGGUGA
Torulaspora globosa is the source of this 540-nucleotide messenger RNA. RefSeq lists its product as uncharacterized. Gene Ontology annotation, molecular function: RNA binding. The coding region runs from base 1 to 540 and encodes 179 amino acids. NCBI's taxonomy places the organism in Eukaryota, Fungi, Ascomycota, Saccharomycetes, Saccharomycetales, Saccharomycetaceae. The transcript has a single exon. The record is from RefSeq and is a predicted model, not a curated record. Gene Ontology annotation, cellular component: cytoplasm.